AUGGGAAACAGAGUUAAUUUAACAUAUGGUCUUGAUGGGCUUGCUGGGGGGACUGUUGCCUUGGCAUUUGUUGGAAUGUCAAUUGCAGUGCUUCCAAUAUGUCCUGAAAGCUUAUAUAGAAAGCUCGCCAUGAAAUGGCAUCCUGAUAAGAAUCCCAACAACAAGAAAGAUGCAAAGACCAAGUUCAAACAUAUCUCUGAGGCGUAUGAGGUUUUAAGUGAUCCUCUGAAGAGAGCCAUAUACGAUCAAUAUGCUGAAGAAGGUCUCAAAGGACAAGUGCCACCCCCUGAUGCAGCAGGGGGGUUCCCUGGUGGUGGUGCUACUUUCUUUCAAACUGGGGAUGGUCCAAAUGUGUUUAGAUUCAAUCCCAGGAACGCCAAUGACAUUUUGCAGAGUUUUUCGGGUCUUAUUGCAAAGAACGUAAAUGUAUACAAUUUCAUUGGUAGAUAUGAUUUUUAUAAUAUAGAUUGAUUGUUUCUAAGCAAACUUUUGAGUAAUUAAUAAAAAAUUAUUUUCUUGUAUUUUCUUUUGAAAA
This is a messenger RNA of Humulus lupulus (European hop), 535 nucleotides long. RefSeq lists its product as uncharacterized. Gene Ontology annotation, cellular component: cytoplasm; nucleus. NCBI's taxonomy places the organism in Eukaryota, Viridiplantae, Streptophyta, Magnoliopsida, Rosales, Cannabaceae. Gene Ontology annotation, molecular function: protein-folding chaperone binding; protein folding chaperone. The record is from RefSeq and is a predicted model, not a curated record. Bases 1 to 471 code for a protein of 156 amino acids. The transcript has 3 exons.